Molecule: messenger RNA, 1763 nt
Organism: Musca vetustissima
Lineage: Eukaryota; Metazoa; Arthropoda; Insecta; Diptera; Muscidae
Gene: NELF-B
Product: negative elongation factor B
Exons: 4
Coding region: 1-1761 (586 amino acids)
Biological process (GO): negative regulation of transcription elongation by RNA polymerase II
Cellular component (GO): nucleus; NELF complex
Source: RefSeq, a predicted model, not a curated record
AUGGCACAACCACCUCCCAAAUUUACCGGCACCGGUUUAGAAGAAGUUAAUAUUCCGGGACAGGCAUAUUUACGCGAAGCGUUAACAUCAUGCACGGAUCCCUUAAAGGCCAUAGAGAGUUUUCAGCUGGAAAAUGGAGUACUGCUGCCGUCAUUACGACCAAUGCUGCCGCUCUUGGAUUUACAUGGUGUAAGGCGUUUAGAUUUCCAUACAUCGCUGAUGGAGGAAUUACGCGACAAAUUAAUAGCACACAUCAAUGAGCUGGGCCAGAAGGAUCCACGCGAGCGCGACAAGAAACUCAAAGAGCUGUUGAUGAAAAGUUUUCCCGUGGUACGGGUAAAAGCUUUACGACCCGUGGUUAUGGCUAUUUUGCGUAAUACGCCACACAUCGAUGAUAAAUAUUUACGCAUAUUGGUAAGGGAUCGUGAAUUGUAUGCCGAUACCGAUACUGAAGUCAAGCGGCAAAUAUGGCGCGACAAUCAAUCCCUGUUCGGUGAUGAGGUAUCACCACUUCUGUCGCAGUACAUUAGGGAAAAGGAACACAUUCUCUUCGAUCACACCAAUUUGAAUAAUCUCUUCUUUCAUCCAUCGCCGAAGGUGCGACGUCAGGGUGAAGUCGUUCAGAAAUUGGCUAACAUGAUUGGUCGCAGUGUAAAGCUGUACGAUAUGGUGUUGCAAUUUUUGCGAACAUUAUUCUUGAGAACACGCAACGUUCAUUAUUGUACCCUUCGGGCGGAGUUGUUAAUGGCCCUCCAUGAGCUGGAUGUUCAGGAGAUUAUAUCGGUGGAUCCAUGCCACAAAUUCACCUGGUGUCUGGAUGCUUGUAUACGUGAGAAAAAUGUUGACAUCAAGCGAUCGCGAGAGCUGCAAGGAUUUCUGGAUAAUAUCAAACGAGGUCAAGAACAAGUUUUGGGUGAUCUGUCGAUGACACUGUGCGAUCCGUAUGCCAUUAACUUUUUGGCAACUUCGGCCAUUAAGAUCCUACAACAUUUGAUUAACAAUGAAGGACUGCCACGUGAAAAUACAAUAUUGAUACUAUUGUUACGUAUGUUGGCAUUGGGUCUGAGUGCUUGGGUUAUGAUCGAUUCGCAAGACUUCAAAGAACCCAAAUUGGAUUCACAAGUUGUAACGAAAUUUUUGCCUGCGCUUAUGUCGUUGAUGGUGGAUGAUCAGUGUCGUAGUUUACAUUCGAAAUUGCCACCCGACGAAAGAGAGUCGGCGUUGACGACCAUAGAACAUUCGGGGCCAGCACCUGAUGCUGUUGAAGCCUAUAUCCAAGAGAGUUCGGUAGCUAGCAUUUUGGCAAUGUAUUACACGCUGAAUACGGCACGUCAAAAAGAUCGUGUCGGCGUUUUAAGAGUGUUGGCAAUUUUAUCAUCGUGUAAAGAUGAUCGGUCCUAUGAGGAUCCAUUUUUACAUUCAUUGAUUGCUUUGCUCAUACCCAUGGCCGAGGAAUUUACCACGGAAGAUUUUUGUACAACAUUGUUCGAUGAAUUCUUAUUUGCUGGUCUAACAAGGGACAAUGUUACACGGCAUAUGAUUAAGUUAUUGUGGUAUGUUCAUAACAAAUUACCACCCGGACGAUUGGCGACCUUAAUGAAGGCAAUGCAGCCCACUACAGGUCACAAUGAAGCCGUACACAAACUCUAUGAAACCUUGCAAGAACGUACAGCCCAGGAGUGUCCACCCGAACAGACAGAAGUUGAUUUUGAUUCACCGUUAAAAAGUGUACCCACACCGGGUCCACAUUAUAUGCAGUAAAA